Messenger RNA from Pterocles gutturalis (yellow-throated sandgrouse), 408 nucleotides. RefSeq names its product NAD-dependent protein deacetylase sirtuin-6-like. The transcript has 3 exons. The record is from RefSeq and is a predicted model, not a curated record. The annotation marks the transcript as partial. Gene Ontology annotation, molecular function: NAD+ binding. NCBI's taxonomy places the organism in Eukaryota, Metazoa, Chordata, Aves, Pterocliformes, Pteroclidae.
AUUUUUGACCCGCCGGAGGAAGUGGAGAGGAAGGUGCAGGAGCUGGCAGAGCUGAUCAGGAGUUCCUCCAACGUGGUGUUUCACACGGGGGCAGGAAUCAGCACCGCCUCGGGGAUUCCCGACUUCAGGGGGCCCAAUGGUGUCUGGACUAUGGAAGAGAAGGGGCUCUCCCCAAAAUUCGACACCACCUUUGAGAAUGCCAGACCCUCCAAGACUCACAUGGCGCUGCUGGGGCUGCAGAGAGUCGGCAUCUUGAAAUUCCUCGUCAGCCAGAACGUGGAUGGCCUUCACGUGCGUUCCGGAUUCCCACGGGACAAGCUGGCCGAGCUCCAUGGGAACAUGUUUGUGGAAGAGUGUGUGAAAUGCGGCAAGUACGUGAGCCCCGAGCCCGGGGAAGGUGUCGGCGGG